Coccinella septempunctata (seven-spotted ladybird) is the source of this 1328-nucleotide messenger RNA. RefSeq lists its product as uncharacterized. Bases 462 to 950 code for a protein of 162 amino acids. The transcript has 2 exons. The record is from RefSeq and is a predicted model, not a curated record. NCBI's taxonomy places the organism in Eukaryota, Metazoa, Arthropoda, Insecta, Coleoptera, Coccinellidae.
GAAUAGUUUCAGCCCCGACAGAAACUAAACGAUUGCGCAACUGUUUUGAGCACAACGUUCAUAGUGCAGCUGCGCCCACUUGCGAUCGAAUAGUUGCAAGUUCUCUCUUCCGAAGUGAACCAUGUUCCAUGCGCGAGAAGGUAAGCAAUUGAAUUCGUUCGUUUAUUUGCAUGAUUGAAUGAAAUUGAUGUUUUUACUAAAUGAUUGUAAUAUCGGAGCGGAGAUUUUAGGCCGUAAAUGUUUUCAAGAUAAUGAUCUAUAGUUAAAACCAUUACAAUUGGUCAUAAUAACUUUUUGACAAAAAAUAAAAUUUUUCUUUUUAAGAAUUCGAAGAUGACGGCGACUGGACGGAAAAGUUCAUUCAAGUUAUCCAAAGUAGACCUCCCAUAUUCAAUACACGGCUACCAGAACAUUCUGACCGGAAUUUAAUCUGUCGCCUGUGGGAAGAAAUUUAUGAAAUCAUGGUACCACGAUGGCAAGAAUUGACCCCAGCUCAAAAAUCAUCCAAAGGAAACAAAAUACAAAACAGGUGGAGGAAUCUGAAAACAUGUUUUCGCAGGGAACUCAACAAGCAGAAAGGCUCUUCGGGUCAGGCUGCAAGUAAGCGCAAAAAAUAUGUUUACUUUGACCAGUUACUGUUUCUCCUACCCACAAUGGAAGACAGGGCAACAGUAAGCGAAUGUACGUCCAUAGAAGAAGACUAUUCCGGAAGCGAUGAUGAGUCUCAAGUUAUUCAGGUAGAAGACCAAUCACAAAAUAAUGAAAUAAAAUUGAGUCAGCCGGGUCCUUCCACUCAAAAUCCACAACCAAUAAAUCCGACUACUAAUUCCACCCCAAGUAAACAUCUAACUACCCCGCUUGGUACUUCUACCCGAAAUAGACAACUGAUGACACCCAAACGUACAAUACCAUUAAAAAAAAAACGGAAACCUAUGAGGAAUCCUUACUAGCCAUUUUGAAAGAGAAAAAAGCAGAACCAAUCGAUGAAGACCAAUUCUUUCUUCUUUCAUUGGUACCAUCAUUCAAGAAAUUGAAUGAUGCACAGAAGCUUGAUGCUAAGAUGGAAUUUUUAUCGACAUUGAAACGUCUUACACAAACGAAUGAAACUUCUUACUAUCAAACCUCCCAAGGAUACAGGAAUCAUCAUAGUUAUGGGUAUCCUGCUUAUUCAGGCAAUUUAGUGUCACCAGCAAAUUUAUUUCGGACUUAUAAUAUCGAAAAUUAUCAAUCACAUUCCUCAACAUCUACACCAGCUUUGAGUGAAAUUUCGCAAAGAAGUUCUGCUAGUAGUUGUGAUCACCUCAUUUCCAUGGAGGUUCCAGACUUCA